AUUAGCCCCACCAUCUACCACAAGCGGAAUGAUGAGCAACUCCGGGUUCACUCCUGCUUUCUUUCUCCCCUCCCUUCGGCCUUGUUAUGUCCAAAAGCUGCCCCGGGCCAUUUGGUGUGAUGGUUAGUUGUGACAUAAGAGACACAACAAAAAGUCUACAUCGGAGCGUUGUUGGUAUAUUGAACCUUGCCGUUUUUCUGUCCUUCUAUUAACGCAUCUGUGUCAAGGAAAGGUCGCAUAGUUUGCUUUGAUCACAUUUUACGUUUUUUGUUGACACCACCAUUGCCAGAUGUCUCACCCAAACAUCCCGUUCCGCCAGCUCGGAAAGAAUGGACCCAUGGUGCCAGCUGUAGGACUGGGGCUUAUGGGUUUGUCCAUUCACUAUGGCCCGGCACCCAGCGAUGAAGAACGUUUUGCCGUCCUCGACCGAGCGCUAGAAAUUGGGGCGAGAAACUGGGACAGUUCAGAUAUGUACGGCGAUAACGAAGAGCUCCUCGGGAAAUGGUUCAAACGCACCGGCAAAAGAGACCAAAUUUUCCUUGCGACCAAGUUUGGAUUCAUCAAAGGUUCCCAUGCCGACAUCGACAGUUCGGCUGGCUACUGCAAGAAAGCUUGCGCGGAGAGUCUCAAGGCGCUUGGCGUCGACUGCAUUGACCUAUACUACAUGCACCGUGCCAACGCCAAAACUCCGAUCGAAGACACCAUGCGCGGCAUGCUUGAACUCAAGGCCGAGGGCAAGAUCAAGCAUAUUGGCUUGUCCGAGAUCAGCUCACAGACGCUGCGCCGUGCGUGCAAAGUCGGUCAAGUGGAUGCGGUCCAGGUCGAGUAUUCCCCUUUCGAGCUGGGUAUCGAGGGCGAGUCUGGGACUAAUUUGAUGUCGACCUGUCGAGAACUCGGCGUCGCUAUCGUGGCAUAUUCUCCGCUCGGCCGAGGCCUUUUGGCGGGAAACCUGGAAGGACAGAACUCCAUCUCGGCCGAGGGCGAUUGGCGAUCACUGUAUCCCUGGUUCACUGGCGAGAACUUCGCUGCCAACCUCGAUAUAGUCCGACAGCUCAAGGUUCUGGCUGGGAAGAAGGGCUGCAGUCCUGCCCAGCUGGUCAUUGCUUGGGUCCUGAGACAAGGUCAGGAUGUAAUCCCCAUUCCCGGGACAAAGAAGAUCAAGUAUCUUGAGGAGAACCUUGGUGCUCUACAGGUAGAAUUGACAGAUGAGGAAGAAGGACGGAUUAGAGAUAUUGUAUCUGGUGUCGCGGGCGAGCGAGCGCCAGCCUUUGUUAAAAGCCAGUUGUACGUCGACACGGUGGAGGAGUGAUCUGUUCAUUCCCAGCUUCUUUGGUACCUUGGUUCAUCAAUUAGGAUUGAGUAUGUCGUCACAGGAGGGAGGACGGAAGCCUUAUAGAUAAGAUUCAAAACACAAUAGCGCCAAUCAGUAUCUCCGCAG
Molecule: messenger RNA, 1438 nt
Organism: Truncatella angustata
Lineage: Eukaryota; Fungi; Ascomycota; Sordariomycetes; Amphisphaeriales; Sporocadaceae
Product: putative aldo/keto reductase
Exons: 3
Coding region: 290-1309 (339 amino acids)
Cellular component (GO): cytoplasm
Source: RefSeq, a predicted model, not a curated record